UUGAUUAUCCGUAAGAAGAGGCAUCCUUCACUGCUGGUGUAAAAAAAAAAAAAAAAAAAAGCCACGUUCGUCCAUAAUGUCCUUGAUGAAUGGUAAAUGCUAGGAAAUAAAAAGGAGCAUUGCCUGAUUUAUUGACAUGGCAGAUUAAAUGUAGCACAAAGCUGAUGGAUAGAAGGUGUUCCCAGGAUGCUGGGUCUUGUUAAACAAUAAAGAAAGCUUUAGAUAUGUUGACUUGAAAACUGAGGCUGACAUUCUUGAUCUAGUGACGAUCUAGCCGUUGCAUGGUCUGACGUUGCUAGGGAAUGGAUGAGAAUUAAUUUAACCGUUGAAACAAUGAAAAGAAACGAGAUAUUUUAAUGAUAGGGUAAGAAGUAAUGAAUAGCGAAAAUAUCUUAAUAACGCCAGUGUGACCUGCGCACACACACACACUGGUAAGCAGCAAAGCUGUUGGGUUUCUGGUUUCUAAAGCGUACGCGUUAAUCAGGCGGAAUCGGAGCGGGAGCGCGCAUCCGGGAGCGCGCACGCGUUCAGCACCAAGGACAGCGGAGAUCGCGGCGAGCCUCAGGUCAGCAGACCCGAAUGGAGCCACGCCAAAAGCGGGCAAACACGAGAUCUUUUUAAAGAAGGGAAAAUUCAACCGAAUAACCCAACGUUCUGGACUUUUCUAAACCAUAUAUAUUCAUCAUGGAUUUUUUUUUCCCCUGUUUAUAAAAGGAGAAUGAAUCUUUGAGGGAAAUAUCAACAGGAGCGUCACCAUUCCAAAAAAAAAAUUAAUCUUUUCUUUAAUCCAGCGUUUUCUGAUCAUCAGAAAGAGACUGAGAAAACAUACACAUACCUGAACCGAUCAGAUCAGAUCAGAUCAGAUGUGAUCGCAUUCCUGUGCUUCAUAAGUUCUUCAUUAGGAGCCCGGGACCUUCAUUAGGCUGCCUCAUCGACCGACCCUCUGCAUGACAGCUCGCUGAUCCGCGCGGAUCCAGAGGCACACAAACAUGCGUCUGGUUCUCUUCGCCUUCCUCGUGUCCUGCUCGUGUGCGCGGGGCGGCUGCGAGCCCAAGAUCGUCAACAUCGGCGCCGUGUUGAGCCAGAAGCGGUACGAACAGGUGUUCAAGGACGCGGUGACCCAGGCCAACAACAUCUACGGCAAAGACAAGUUCAAGAUGAACGCGAUCUCCGUCACGCACAAACCCAACGCCAUUCAGAUGGCACUGUCCGUGUGUGAGGAUCUCAUCUCAAACCAGGUCUAUGCCAUUUUGGUGAGUCAUCCUCCCCAGUCCAACGACCAUCUAACCCCGACACCAGUGUCCUACACAGCUGGAUUCUAUCGCAUACCUGUAGUGGGACUGACCACCCGCAUGUCCAUCUACUCAGACAAGAGCAUCCACCUGUCGUUCUUGCGCACGGUGCCUCCUUACUCCCACCAGGCCCAGGUGUGGUUUGACAUGAUGCGCGAGUUCCGCUGGAAUCACAUCAUCCUGAUCGUGAGCGAUGACCACGAGGGCCGCGCGGCACAGAAGAGGCUGGAGACGCUCCUGGAGGAGAGGGAGACGAAGAGUAAAAACAGGAACUAUGAAAACCUCGACCAACUGUCCUAUGACAACAAGCGAGGACCCAAGGCAGAGAAAGUGCUCUUGUUCAGCCAAGACACAAAUCUGACUGCACUGCUCCAGGAGGCCAAAGAGCUGGAGGCCAGAGUCAUCAUCCUAUCUGCCAGCGAGGACGAGGCAGCGGCCAUUUACAAAGCAGCUCGCCAGCUCAAUAUGACCGGCUCUGGUUACGUAUGGCUGGUGGGAGAAAGAGAGAUGUCUGGUAAAGCUCUAAGUGAAGCUCCAGAUGGCUUGCUCGGCCUCCAGCUGAUCAACGGCAAGAACGAGUCGGCGCACAUCUACGACGCCGUGGCAGUGGUGGCCCAGUCCAUCCAAGAGCUCUUUGAGAAGGAGAACAUCACCGAGCCUCCUAAAGGCUGCGUGGGCAACACAAACAUCUGGAAGACCGGCCCACUCUUCAAACGAGUACUGAUGUCAUCCAAGUAUCCAGAUGGCCUCACAGGCCGCGUGGAGUUUAACGAUGACGGAGACAGGAGGUUCGCCCACUACAGCAUCCUCAACUACCAGAAGACCCGGUUGGUCCAAGUGGGCGUCUAUAAUGGCUCGCAAGUCAUGAUGAACACUCAGAGGAAGAUCAUUUGGCCAGGAGGAGACACUGAGAAGCCAAGAGGCUAUCAGAUGUCGACAAGAUUGAAGAUUGUCACCAUUCAUCAAGAGCCAUUUGUGUAUGUGAAACCGACGCUGCGAGACGGAACGUGUAAAGAGGAAUACACCGUGAACGGAGUCCUGAUCAAAAAAGUCAUCUGCACUGGGCCCAAUGAGACAAUUCCUGGUCGUCCCAUAGUGCCUCAGUGUUGCUAUGGAUUUUGCAUCGACCUCUUGAUCAAGCUCGCAAUGACAAUGAACUUCACCUACGAAGUACACCUAGUGGCUGAUGGGAAAUUUGGCACCCAGGAGCGUGUGAAUAACAGCAAUAAGAAGGAGUGGAACGGCAUGAUGGGAGAGCUGCUGGGUGGCCUGGCAGACAUGAUUGUGGCUCCACUUACCAUCAAUAACGAACGAGCCCAGUACAUCGAGUUCUCAAAACCAUUUAAGUACCAAGGGCUCACCAUCCUUGUCAAAAAGGAAAUACCUCGCAGUACACUGGACUCGUUCAUGCAGCCCUUUCAGAGCACUCUGUGGUUACUGGUGGGUCUUUCGGUCCAUGUUGUGGCGGUGAUGCUCUACCUAUUAGACCGUUUCAGCCCAUUUGGAAGGUUUAAAGUGAAUAGUGAAGAGGAAGAAGAGGAUGCCCUCACCUUAUCCUCUGCCAUGUGGUUCUCUUGGGGCGUACUUCUGAACUCCGGUAUUGGAGAAGGUGCCCCACGGAGCUUUUCGGCGAGGAUUUUAGGUAUGGUGUGGGCUGGUUUUGCUAUGAUUAUAGUUGCAUCUUAUACUGCCAAUUUGGCAGCCUUCCUAGUGUUGGAUCGGCCUGAGGAGCGUAUUACCGGCAUCAACGACCCUAGGCUGCGAAACCCAUCAGAUAAGUUCAUCUACGCCACGGUGAAGCAGAGCUCUGUGGACAUUUAUUUCCGGCGUCAAGUUGAGCUGAGCACCAUGUACCGACACAUGGAAAAGCACAACUACGAGAGCGCUGCUGAGGCCAUCCAGGCUGUGCGAGACGGCAAACUCCAUGCGUUUAUCUGGGAUUCAGCUGUGUUGGAGUUUGAAGCCUCUCAGAAAUGUGACCUGGUCACCACGGGAGAGUUGUUCUUCCGUUCAGGCUUCGGCAUCGGCAUGCGUAAAGACAGCCCGUGGAAGCAGAAUGUUUCCCUGGCCAUUCUCAGCUCUCAUGAGAAUGGGUUCAUGGAGGACCUGGAUAAAACCUGGGUGAGAUACCAGGAGUGUGACUCCAGGAGCAAUGCCCCAGCCACACUCACCUUUGAGAAUAUGGCAGGCGUGUUUAUGUUGGUGGCUGGCGGCAUUGUCGCCGGGAUCUUCCUCAUCUUCAUCGAGAUUGCGUACAAGCGACACAAAGAUGCUCGCAGGAAGCAGAUGCAGUUGGCCUUUGCAGCGGUUAAUGUCUGGAGGAAGAACCUGCAGGAUAGGAAAAGUGGUAGAGCAGAGCCCGACCCCAAAAAGAAAGCCUCUUUUAGGUCCAUCAGUACCAACCUGGCCUCCAACAUCAAGAGACGUAGGUCCUCCAAAGACACGCCAUAUCCCACGGACAUCACCGGCCAGCUCAACCUGUCCGACCCCUCCGUCAGCACGGUGGUGUGAACGCAGACAAGGGUGUGAAAAAAAGAGAGCUAGACAUAACGAGAGUGCGACAGGGAGACUAGAAAAGGAGGAGAUGGUUGGCGGGGGUUGACUGAAAUUGUGCCAGACCUGCUGAUCCCUUUGUAUCAACAACGUCACCGUCUGAGCCAACAACAUGCUCAUCUGAACAAAACAAACAAAGAAACACAAUCCUGCACCUUCCUCCAUCCUCCUCCUCCAUCCUCCUCCCCAGGCCUCUGCGAACAUGCCCAGGACACGACUGUGACACGUGAAAGAAACUGCCAAAAAAAAAAUUAAAAAAAUAAGCAGCCCUAGGAGCUCAAACGUACUGCCGCAAUACGCCCUCACAUUUCCCACACACGGAAACACCCAGCUUCAUUUUCCCACAUUUUCUACACUCAUAAAGCAUGCUAAUAGCUGAAGAAGUUCUUCAAAAAUUAUUAGAAAAUUAGUUCUAUUUAUCAUAGGCUUGGCUAUCAUACUUGCAGAUUCAUUCAGUGGUCACUCUACCUCCACUUCUCCGCAUAUUAAAAUAUAUGUAGCUGAUUUAAACACUAACUUUUACUAAGUUUCAUGUUUCAUUUGCAAGGACAUUUUUGUAUAUUGUACAUUGCUGAUGUAAAAUAUACCUCUGAUUGCUAUUUGUAUUGUUAUUAGACUAGGCAAUAGAUAAACGAUACAUGUAGAGUAGAUUAAAGGAUAAAUCCACCCUGAACGAUUUGUAUACUAACCUUAAUAAUUAACAUGAUCUUCAAUAACGUCUUGUAAUGAACUUUUUCAUCACGUUCAUCUUUUUCCACUUUGGUUUUCUAUUUUACCCACAAUGCAGUUUGACUACCUGAUAAUAGUGUUUUAGUGGGAUUUAGCCCUUGUUUUAAAUCCACCUAAAGAGAGCGAUGCAGCGGCGCUUUAGUCCUUUAGUCCAUCCAGCUGUCUCACAUCCAAAUCUGUACACUCUGCUCAAACAGAUCAGCUUCGAAAGCUUUAACUUUCAUGCUAAUACAGACAUCACUGUUUCCCAUCUCCAAGAUCGCUAACUAGCAGAGCUGAGACUAGUAUAGCUGCAUUCCAUUGUGGAACUUUGAGUCCAAUGUUUGCACCAACGUCUCUACUAAUUCUGUGUUGGAUUUCUCAUUAAUAUGAUAUUAAAUGUAGAACAAUGGUGAGUGAAAAAAGAAGCUCUUGCUCUUUUUUUUUUUUUUUCUUUUACAAGCUAACAGCUAAACCUGAUCAUUUAUCAUUUAUGUUUGAGAAGGUUUAAUUUUUUUCUCCUAUUAAACACCAUUGUAACCACACUAGCAACAUCAGAACAACAAACAACAGCUAACUUCCCACAAAAAUAACGAGAAUACAGCACCAACCAACAAACUAGCACUAGAAUCGCUAAUCACGUCAAAAAUAUUUUGAUAUAAAUGUUUAAUAAGGUUCAGGGUGGAGCUUUCCUUUAUGCACUACUGUAAAUAAUGCUGUAGAUAUUAUUCAGGUCCUUGUAUCCUGCAGUUUUCGAAUCAUGUCACUCUCUCCAUUGCCUUCUCCAAAAAAAACAUUUUGCUGAUGUGAUCUGGAUCUGUUAAGCCAACAAAACUGUGGAUCAAUUUACUUUUCUCUGGUUUUUUUUUUCUAUGUAAUUUUUUUCAUGUGCUCCAAUCUUUCUUAACAAUAAGUCAAGUGAUCAAGUCUUUUUAGAAAGUGCAAAAUGUAGCAGAUUUUUUAAAAAAAAUAAGCUUUGAGACUCAAUGAACAAAUGAAAGGGAUCCAAAAAGUGGCGUAAAAUCUAAUAAAGCAGCUAUUAUUACAGGAUGUUUUGAGUAGAGGGUUUUAAUAUUUAAUUCUGCUUGAAAUUCUCUGUAAUAAUUUCUGUAGUGUAGUGUGACGUCCAUCUUCUACCCAAAGGGUACCUUUCAUAUUACAAACAGGAUUGUGUGUUAAUGUAAUCGGUGUUGUAUUAUGGUUGUUUAUUGAUAUAGAUGGCGGUGGAAGUAAUAUUACAUUUCUGCGUUCCUUUAAUCAGCUUCAGCUUUUGCUUUCUGGGCUAAAUGGUCAACUACAGGAAGAUCGUUUGCAUUCUGUGACUUGUACUAGUACACACGGUGAAUGGUAGUGAUGCUAGGACACCGUAUAGCACUUUUGUCUUAAAACAAUCUUUCCGAGGGCUUUGAUGUGAAAAUAUAUUUUGUAAGCUGGGAAUGUUACAUGAAGUGUUUAAUUUAUUAAUUUUUUUCUUUUCUUUUUUUUUUUUGCUGAGGUUCUACAGAAUAAGUGGACCUUUGUACGCUGUCAGUACGCUGCCAAGCUUGUACUGUGAAAUUCCUGCAAUGCUUCAAGCAUUUGAGUAUAGUCAAUUGAAAUGAAGUACGAGCAAUGGAUAAAUAUGCUUUCCUGAUUUAUCAGAUAAAGAGAAAUGAUAUUUAUUGUGAUAGUAGUGGAAAUCCUUGAGGAUGCACUACAGAUCUGAGGAAUAAUGUGCUAAUAUAUUUAAAAAAAAAACAGCAAAGGCAGAUCAGAAACAAACAGCUAUGUAACCUGUCCAAUCUGACACAAACAUUGUGAUUUUGUGAAUCUCUAGACAAUUUUAAUAUAGAUACAGCCAGGUCUUGUUGAUUUUUAUCACCAAAUGUGCUUUUGAAGGCCAGUCCUAUUCUGUGAGAUGAUAAAAAAAUAAAUAUAUAUGUUCAAAACUUA
Pangasianodon hypophthalmus (striped catfish) is the source of this 6485-nucleotide messenger RNA. It is a transcript of the gene grin1b, whose product is annotated as glutamate receptor, ionotropic, N-methyl D-aspartate 1b. Lineage: Eukaryota; Metazoa; Chordata; Actinopteri; Siluriformes; Pangasiidae. The record is from RefSeq and is a predicted model, not a curated record. Gene Ontology annotation, cellular component: neuron projection; plasma membrane; NMDA selective glutamate receptor complex. Bases 990 to 3803 code for a protein of 937 amino acids. Gene Ontology annotation, biological process: regulation of membrane potential; ionotropic glutamate receptor signaling pathway; monoatomic ion transport. Gene Ontology annotation, molecular function: NMDA glutamate receptor activity. The transcript is spliced from 21 exons.